This is a messenger RNA of Rattus norvegicus (Norway rat), 6248 nucleotides long. The record is from RefSeq and is a predicted model, not a curated record. Lineage: Eukaryota; Metazoa; Chordata; Mammalia; Rodentia; Muridae.
GCCAGGCCACUAUUGACAAAGCUGCCAGCUGUGGAGGAGCCCGGUCUCCAGGCCCUUGCCCCCUCCCCUGCCUCCUUCCUCCCCCAGGGCCACCAUGAAUGGGGCUGAGCCUCAACUGUCUCCCUCCCACUCAGGACAAUGCCCCCCACAGCCAUCUUGUGCCUGUUGCCACUGCCCUGAAGCAGCUGAUGUGAGGAGACCCCAUUUCUGCACUCCGUAGUGGUGCAUUCUCCCAUCAGGUCGUAUGCUGACUGACUUCCUCCAGGCUCCUGUGAUGGCUCCCUGGUCUCCCUUCAGCCUCCACCUUCUGCUGCUGUUCCUGCUGUUGCUGCCCUUGACCAGGGCCCAUCGCUUCUCUGUUCCGAACGCCAGCUUCAACCACCUGGUGCUGGCACCAGACCAGGGCAAACUCUAUGUGGGUGCAGUGAAUCACCUCUUCCAGCUCAGCCCUGAGCUGGAGAUGGAGUCUGUGGCUAUCACUGGCCCUGUCAUUGACAGUCCUGAUUGUGUGCCUUUCCGUGACCUGGCUGAGUGCCCACAGGCCCAGCUCACUGACAAUGCCAACCAGCUCUUGCUGGUAAGCAGCAGGGCACAGGAGCUGGUGGCUUGUGGACAAGUGAGGCAGGGUGUAUGUGAGAAGCGGCGCCUUGGGGAUGUUACUCAAGUGCUGUACCAGGCGGAGGACCCUGGUGAUGGGCAGUUUGUGGCUGCCAAUACCCUGGGAGUGACCACAGUAGGCCUAGUGGUGCCUUUGCCAGGCCGAGACCUCCUGCUGGUGGCCAGAGGCCUGGCAGGCAAGCUGUCAGCAGGAGUGCCACCCCUAACUGUGCGCCAGCUGGCUGGGCCACAGCCUUUCUCCAGCGAAGGUCUGGGAAGACUUGUGGUGGGUGACUUUUCAGACUAUAACAAUAGCUAUGUAGGGGCUUUUUCUGAUGCUCAUUCUGCCUACUUUGUCUUCCGUCGCCGUGGGGCUCGGGCCCAGACUGAGUAUCGCUCCUAUGUAGCUCGCGUCUGCCUCGGAGAUGUCAACCUUUAUUCCUAUGUGGAAGUGCCCCUUACCUGCCAUGGCCAGGGUCUUAUCCAGGCUGCCUUCCUUGCUCCGGACACCUUGCUGGGCGCAUUUUCAGCAGGCACAAGUCAGGCACAGGCAGCCCUGUGUGCCUUUCCCUUAGCUGACCUGGACGGGAGUAUGGAACAAGCCAGGCGACUUUGCUAUACUACUGGUGGUCAGGGUCCCAACGGCAUGGAAGAAGCCACUGUGGAGUAUGGUGUCACAUCCCGUUGUGUCACUCUGCCUCCUGACUCCCCCGAGUCAUACCCCUGUGGUGAUGAACACACCCCCAGCCCCAUCGCAGGCCGCCAACCCCUGGAGGCCCAGCCUCUGCUGCAGCUGGGACAGCCCAUCAGUGCAGUGGCUGCUCUCCAGACAGAUGGGCACACGAUAGCCUUCCUGGGAGACACCGAGGGUCAACUACAUAAGGUCUUUCUAAACAGCUCCCAUGGCCAGGUAUACCAUUCCCAGCAAGUGGGGCCCCCAGGCUCAGCCAUCAGCCCAGACCUGCUGGUAGACAACAGUGGAGACUACCUCUAUGUCCUGACUGCCCAGCAGGUAGACAGGAUACUUGUGGCAGCCUGCCCUCAGUUUCCUAACUGCACUACCUGCCUCCAGGCCAGGGACCCACUGUGUGGCUGGUGCAUACUUCAGGGCAGGUGCACUCGGAGGGCCGAGUGUGGGAGAGCAGUUCAGCCAAACCAGUGGCUAUGGAGCUAUGAAGACAACCACUGCCUUCACAUCCAGAGCCUGCUACCAGCCCAGCACCCCCGUCAGGAACAUGGCCAGAUCACUCUGUCUGUUCCUGGGCUGCCCAACCUGGCCAUGGAUGAAUACUUCUACUGUGCCUUUGGGGACUACAACAGUCUAGCUCAGGUGGAAGAGCACCAUGUGGUCUGUGCCACCCCUCCUCAAGAUCGGAUGCCACCUAAUCCUCCAGGCUCAGAUCAUGUCACCUUGCCCCUGGCCCUGAUGUUUGAGGAUGUGGUAUUGGCUGCCACCACAUUCUCCUUCUAUGACUGCAGCGCUAUUCAGGCCUUGGAAGUGGCUGCCCCGUGCCGCACUUGUGUGAGCAGCCUGUGGCGGUGCCACUGGUGCCCCCAGAGUAGCCACUGUGUAUAUGGAGAGCGCUGCCCAGAGGGUGAAAAGGCUGUCUACAGUGCCCAGGAGGUGGACAUCCUGGUUCGUGGCCCAGAGGCUUGCCCCCAGGUUAAGGGUCUAGCAAGUCCCCAGUUGGUGCCUGUGGGCUGGGAGAGCCAUGUGACCCUGCACAUUGAGAACCUUCACUAUUUCCGAGGUCUGCCUGCCUUGUACUAUUGCUGGCUAGAACUGCCUGGAAAACUGCGAAAGCUACCUGCCUUCCUAGAGGAGACAUCCAGGAACUCUGGCCUCAUUCACUGCCAGGCCCAGCAGUUCCACCCCUCUAUGUCUCAGUGGGAGCUCCCAGUGCCCAUCUAUGUAACCAGGGGUGAGAUCCAGCGGCUGGACAAUACCGGUGAUCUUCAUGUGACUCUAUAUGACUGUGCCAUGGGUCACCCUGACUGCAGCCACUGUCAGGCAGCCAAUGGGAGCCUGAGCUGCUUGUGGUGUGGUGAUGGCCAGCCUGCCUGCCGCUACGGGCCGCUGUGCCCACCAGGUGCUGUGGAACAGCUAUGCCCUAUACCCAGCAUUGAUGUGAUUGAACCCCUGACUGGUCCCCCAGAAGGUGGCUUAGCCAUCACCAUCCUGGGAUCCAACCUGGGCCAGGCCUUUAAUGAUGUGCGAAAUGCUGUGACUGUGGCUGGCCAGCCCUGCAACCCUGACCCUUCUCUCUACCGCAUCUCUGCCCGGAUUGUAUGUGUCACAUCUCCUGCUCCCAAUGGCACUUCUGGACCAGUCCAAGUGGCCAUUAAGAGUCGUCCUCCUGGCAUCUCGGCCCAGCACUUCACCUACCAGGACCCUGUCCUGCUGAGCCUGAAUCCUCAGUGGGGCCCCCAGGCAGGGGGCACCCAGCUCACCAUUCAUGGGCAGUACCUCCAGACAGGAGGCAACGUCAGUGCUUUUGUGGGGGACCAACCUUGCCCUAUUCAAGAGCCUGUGUGUCCUGAAGCCAUCAUAUGCCACACCAUGCCCCAGAUGGAGCCAGGAGAAGCAGUGGUCUUCGUAGUCUUUGGCCAUGUUGAACGCAAACUGCUCACCACUCCUUUUCGAUACACUGCCAACCCCCAACUGGUGGAAGCAGAGCCUAGUGUCAGCUUCCGAGGAGGUGGACGAGUGAUUCGAGUUAGGGGUACAGGCUUAGAUGUUGUGUGGCAGCCCUUGCUGUCUGUGUGGCUGGAGGAUGAGUUCCAAGUGAAGGCUUUGGGCGUGCAGGCCCAGGAUGUGAACCCAAGGAGGAGCUGUGGUGCCCCUGCUGCAGAUCCUCAGGCUUGUAUCCAUCUUGAGAGUGGCUUACUACAGUGCUCCACUCUCUGCUCUGUCAACUCAUCUAGUCUCCUCCUGUGCCACAGUCCAGCGGUGCCAGAUGGGGCCCUCCCAAAGCGAGUCUUCUUUGCCCUAGACAACAUGCAAGUAGACUUUGCCAGUGCUAGUGGGGGCCAGGGAUUCCUCUACCAGCCUAACCCUCGCCUGGCUCCACUUAGUCAUGAGGGGAUUACUCACCCCUAUCGGCUCAAGCCAGGUCAUGUCCUGGAUGUGGAGGGCGAGGGCCUCAAUCUGGGGAUCAGCAAGGAGGAGGUGCAGGUGCAUAUUGGAGAUGGGAAGUGCCUGGUGAAGACGCUGACGCUUACUCACUUGUACUGUGAACCACCCCAGCAAGCCCCUCAGCCCACCAAUGGUUCAGGCACCCUGCCACAGUUUGUGGUGCAGAUGGGCAAUGUGCGCCUGGCUCUAGGCCCUGUUCAGUAUGAAGCAGAGCCCAUGAUAUCCACCUUUCCUGUGGAGGCCCAGGUGGGCCUGGGCAUGGGUGCUGCCAUGCUGAUUGCUGCAGUGCUACUCCUCACCCUCAUGUACAGGCACAAGAGCAAGCAGGCCUUGCGAGACUAUCAGAAGGUACUGGUGCAGUUGGAGAACCUGGAGACUGGUGUGGGUGACCAGUGCCGCAAGGAGUUCACAGACCUGAUGACUGAGAUGACAGACCUCACCAGUGACCUAGAGGCCAGUGGGAUUCCCUUCCUGGAUUACCGAACAUAUGCUGAGCGUGCUUUCUUCCCUGGCCAUGUUGGCUGCCCACUGCAGCCAGGGCUCGAGGGGCCUGGGGAAGAGGGUCGCCGUGUCACCGUGUGCCAGGGUCUCACACAACUCUCCAAUUUGCUCAACAGCAAGCUCUUCCUUCUCACACUCAUCCACACCUUAGAGGAGCAGCCAAGCUUUUCCCAGAGGGACCGCUGCCAUGUGGCUUCACUACUUUCUCUGGCUCUGCACAGCAAGCUUGAAUAUUUGACCGACAUCAUGAGAACUCUGCUUGGUGACCUAGCAGCCCAUUAUGUACACAAGAACCCCAAGCUCAUGUUACGCAGGACAGAGACCAUGGUAGAGAAGCUGCUCACCAACUGGCUAUCUAUCUGUCUCUACGCCUUCUUGAAGGAAGUGGCUGGUGAGCCACUGUACAUGCUCUUCCGGGCCAUCAAGUACCAGGUGGACAAGGGCCCUGUGGACGCUGUGACAGGCAAGGCAAAACGAACUCUGAAUGACAGCCACCUACUACGAGAGGAUGUGGAGUUCCGGCCCCUGACCCUGAUGGCAUUGGUGGGACCAGGGGCUGGUGGGGCAGCAGGAAACAGUGAAGUACAUCGAGUGCCAGCCCGGGUGCUUGAUACAGACACCAUCACCCAAGUCAAAGAGAAGGUGUUGGAUCAAAUCUACAAGGGAACUCCCUUCUCCCAGAGGCCUUCAGUGCACUCCCUAGACCUUGAGUGGCGCUCAGGCCUAGCUGGUCACCUAACCUUGUCAGAUGAGGAUUUGACCUCUGUGACUCAAAACCACUGGAAGAGACUCAACACCCUACAACACUACAAGGUCCCAGAUGGAGCAACAGUGGUACUCAUUCCUCAGCUGCACAAUGGUGGCACUGUCUCCCAGAGUCUGGAGCAGACUGGCUGCCAUUCUGGAGAGAGUGAGUCCCUCAGUCCAGACCUCUCCAUCUGCCAGGAGCCCCAGCUCUGCUCAGACACUCCCAUGCUGGAAGAUGGUGAAGAAGGUGGAGUUCGGCUUUGGCACCUGGUAAAGGCCACUGAGGAGACAGAAGGGGCCAAAGUGCGGCGCAGCAGCCUCCGGGAACGAGAACGAGAACGGGCACGAGCCAAGGCCAUUCCUGAAAUCUAUCUUACUCGCUUACUUUCAAUGAAGGGCACCCUGCAGAAGUUUGUGGAUGACACCUUCCAGGCCAUUCUUAGCAUGAAUAGGCCUGUGCCUAUUGCUGUUAAGUACCUAUUUGACUUCUUGGAUGAGCUGGCAGAGAAACAUGGCAUUGAAGAUCCAGAGACCCUGCACAUUUGGAAGACAAACAGCUUAUUGCUGCGAUUCUGGGUGAAUGCCUUGAAGAACCCACAGCUCAUCUUUGAUGUUCGAGUGUCAGACAACGAGGAUGCCAUCUUGGCUGUCAUCGCACAGACCUUCAUCGAUUCCUGCAUGGUCUCAGAGCAUAAAGUGGGCCGGGAUUCCCCAGUGAACAAACUGCUCUAUGCCCGGGAGAUCCCUCGCUACAAGCAGAUGGUGGAGAAGUACUAUGCGGACAUUCGCCAGAGCUCUCCAGCGAGCUAUCAAGAGAUGAACUCAGCUCUGGCUGAACUCUCUGGGAAUUAUACUUCUGCUCCCAACUGUCUGGAGGCUCUUCGAGAACUUUACAACCACAUCCACAGGUAUUAUGACCAGAUCAUCAGUGCCCUGGAGGAGGACCCCGUGGCCCAGAAGAUGCAGCUGGCUUGCCGCCUGCAGCAGGUCGCUGCCUUGGUGGAGUACAAAGUGACUGAUUUAUGAACUAGGGUCAACGUGAUCACCUGAGACCUGCCAACUUAUAGAACAGUGAGCAGGAUCCACUGUAUGACCCUGACUAAGCAGUGACUGAGGAGGGGGUCAGCAAGGCUAUCUAGAAUGCCUACUACCCCCAUGUGCUUGUUUCUAAUUUAUAAUGAUCCCUACCCUCUUUCCCACUGUAUUUAUUUGCUUGCUGGAAAAUCACAUCUGGAAAUAAAGUAGAAAUACAUCUUUUUAAAAACAA